AUGUCGAGUGCCUUUUCCGCCGAUACUCCUGCACUCAACUUCAUCCAGACGUCCACACACUUAUCCUCUGAACCCUUCGAUCUAGUGACAGUCACGUCAAUUGAAACGGAGACUAUUUAUCCUACAUGGAUCUAUACAAUAUCUGGUUCCGGACCUGACUCCAGCACUGUGGUGGACUUAUCAACACUGAACCCAACCCUGGUGACUGUGACCCUGACAACUAAGCUGUCGACGACUAAGCAAGACACCACGAUAUCGACGAGCUCUGCACCAGUUACCUCAAAGCCCCCAAUCUUGACUCUGAUCACAACCUCACCAAGUCCAAUAGGGGACUUGCCUAUUUCGGCAACUUCGGAAUCCUUCGAUCCCUCAUGGCAUUCUGAUGCUCCCGGCAGCACGUGGACUCCACCAGUUUCAUUAACUAGCUCGAGUAUAUCUUCUUCAUCAGUGCUUGUCUUUCCGGGGACAGCUACUAGCUCCAUGAGCUCCAUCAGUACCUCGGCCAGCUCGAGCAACGCACCAUCAGAUACACCUACAGUCUCGCCAUUCGUCGGAACUGCCACGAGUGCAACCUCUUCGGAAACAGCCCAAGAUAAGCAUCCAAGCCCCACAUCCUCCAAAACUGGAACGAUAGUUGGGAGCAUCAUCGGAGGAUCAGCAAUCACGAUCUUCGCCCUGCUAGCCUGCGCACUCUAUAUCCGUCGUCGUCGACGGAAAAUAGCAACAGAGCUCCUGGGCAUCAGGCAAAAACUCAUACGAACCGGUUCAGCGAGCUCGUCAAUUAGCUACCAUCACCGUUACCACUCCUACCCCUCGAUUCCAGGCAACAUCGGCCUGCGAUCACCCAUACUCCCAGUCAUCCCGCUGCAACAGCAGCCCUCAAAUCCAGAUUUAUCUCUAGACAGCAUGUAUCUGCGCGGUGAGAGAACAGCACAGGGUCCCUUUACAACACCAUCCACAAUCAUCGAGAUCUCAGCACCAUCUCGUUCAGUCUCGCUCUACUCGACUUCUUCCCGUGGCGUCGGGCGAGGUGGGCAAGGGUACUGGGACUGUGAGCGUGACGGUGUGGAUGCCCUCGCUAUACCGGAUGGAUAUUCGGAUACGCCUAUGAUGCGUGAUAGCAUGCGCAGUGACCCCUUCGAUCUUGAUCUGGAGCCUCCGCCGAAUGCUCACCAUCGACGGUCUUCUGCUCCUUCGAUCCCGACUACGUGGGGUGUCAAGUUUUAG
Molecule: messenger RNA, 1227 nt
Organism: Penicillium griseofulvum
Lineage: Eukaryota; Fungi; Ascomycota; Eurotiomycetes; Eurotiales; Aspergillaceae
Exons: 1
Coding region: 1-1227 (408 amino acids)
Source: RefSeq, a predicted model, not a curated record